This is a messenger RNA of Strongylocentrotus purpuratus (purple sea urchin), 3870 nucleotides long. It is a transcript of the gene mok, whose product is annotated as MAPK/MAK/MRK overlapping kinase. Gene Ontology annotation, molecular function: protein serine/threonine kinase activity; ATP binding. The coding region runs from base 229 to 1551 and encodes 440 amino acids. NCBI's taxonomy places the organism in Eukaryota, Metazoa, Echinodermata, Echinoidea, Camarodonta, Strongylocentrotidae. Gene Ontology annotation, cellular component: cytoplasm; nucleus. The transcript has 13 exons. Gene Ontology annotation, biological process: protein phosphorylation; intracellular signal transduction. The record is from RefSeq and is a predicted model, not a curated record.
UGUGUGAAUGGACUCGAGUCGUCGGCAGCUAACAUGUGAACUGGAAUUACUCACUGCAAUCUCCUGUACGCGUCUUCCUAAAGGAUCCAUUAAAAUGGAGAAUUUUGCCAUAACAUGAUCGAAUGAUGUCAUCUUGACAGAAUUGAGCAGAGAAUCUCUAGUUUUUGUGCCUGGAUAUUAUAAUCAUACUUCAUUUUCUGCUAUGCCAAGUGAUAUAUCGUGAUAAUCAUGCACAAAUAUCGGGUUUUAGGAAAGAAAGGUGAAGGCACUUUCUCAGAGGUGCUAAAAUGCCAGAAUAUACAAGAUGGGACUUACUAUGCUUGCAAGAAAAUGAAACAAAACUAUCAAAGUUUGGAGCAAGUUAACAACCUCAGAGAGAUUCAAGCCAUGAAGAGGCUAAGUCCUCAUGCCAACAUCUUGGAACUUAAAGAAGUAAUCUUUGACAGAAAAACAGGAAACCUGUCGUUAGUAUGCGAGCUUAUGGACAUGAACAUCUAUGAAUUAAUACGAGGGAGACGGCACUACCUGCCCCAAGAGAAAGUUAAAAAUUACAUCUACCAAUUGAUCAAGGCAUUAGAACAUAUGCAUCGGAAUGGAAUAUUUCACAGAGAUGUCAAACCAGAAAAUAUUCUUAUCAGGGAUGAUCAUUUGAAGCUAGCAGACUUUGGUUCAUGUAGAAGUGUGUAUUCUAAGCAGCCAUUCACAGAGUACAUCUCAACAAGAUGGUACCGUGCUCCAGAGUGCUUGCUCACAGAUGGCUACUACUCCUAUCAAAUGGACAUGUGGAGUGUAGGAUGUGUCUUCUAUGAAAUACUCAGCUUACAUCCCUUAUUCCCUGGUGCCAAUGAGGUAGAUCAGAUUGCAAAGAUCCAUGAUGUCAUGGGGACACCAGAUGCUACCAUACUCAACAAAUUUAGGAAUAAGGCGAGAGGCAUCAACUACAACUUCCCUUCCAAGAAGGGUUCGGGUAUAGAGAAGCUGUUGCCCAACGCCACCAAGCAGACCCUGGAAAUAAUGAACAAACUCUGUACCUAUGAUCCUGAUGAGAGAAUAACAGCCAAGCAGGUCAUCAGGCAUGCAUUCUUCAAAGAUCUCAGGGAUGCAGAUAAGAGGAAGCAGCAUGUGGAGAAGAAGAAGCUGUCGCUUGGGGAUCAGGGGUCAGUCAUAUCAGAGGACACCGCCAAGGAGAGUCAUGUGGAGGGCAAAGAUGGCGACAAUGAUAACCAUAAAGCUGUUAGGAAAGCAAGGAGGAAAAGUAAGCUUCAUGAAAGCGAGAACUACUCCAGUACAUUACUGCCCAAGGUUCAGAACAACAAGAUGGUCGGUCACAGUAUCAGUAACUACCCGACGCAGACGUUUGGUUCCACCAGCUUUCCGAAGCUACACACCAACAACAACAGACACCAACAGAGUAUGCUGCCAAGUAUAGCCAAUACACAUUACAACAAGCAUCAUCAUACAACAAAGACAUUCCAACCUGCAGCAUCGAAGAAUGUAUAUGGACACUUUCAGCUGCCAUCAAUAUCAAAAAGCAAGGAAGCUCAGUUCUGAUCAAGCUAAUGUUUAAGAGAUACAGACUCUUCACCAAAGCAAAUGGAAUAAAGUGCCUUUUGAUAGCAACUGUGUUGCUUAAAACAAUGACUGUGCUAUAGAGAUCAAAUCUUGAGAAAUUUUAUUUUUGAUGCUGAGUGUCCAAGAUGUUGAGGGGUAAGGAGGGACCAACAUACCCCUGUGUGAUUAUUCCUGAAUAUCAUCUGUGCCAUGAGGAUCAAAUAGAGAAAGGUUUUAGAGUCAUGUGCCGUGGGUUGCUUUGGCAGAACAUUUAGGAAUCAUUGUAUCCCACCGCUGCCACCAGUAUAUCCUACUGCUGCCACCAGUAUAUCCUACUGCUGCCACCAGUAUAUCCUACUGCUGCCACCAGUAUAUCCUACUGCUGCCACCAGUAUAUCCUACUGCUGCCACCAGUAUAUCCUACUGCUGAUCAUCAGUAAUUCCUACAGCUGCCACCAGUAUAUCCUACUGCUGCCAACAUGUUGGAAGACACAAACUACAGUAUGCACCAUGCUCAUAAGGAUCAUGGCUUGUGGAUGAGGGCACCAAACUACCUCUUAGAGAUGAAGCCUUAAAGCUCAAGUUGGUUUAGAACAACUUGAACCCUGAAUAUGUCUUGAAGAUGUAGCUUUUUGUUGAUAGAUCUGCUCCACCGGAAGUACUCCCAUAAAUUAGCAGGGAGGGAACCCUAUAAGAGAUCUGACAUGUGCAGGUCAUCAUUUCUCAGUCAUCUCUGCUUUUAGAAAUGAAAUUCACUCUGAUUUGUGUAAGGAGUGAGUGUCAUUCUGGAAUUUGCGGUAUAUAUAGUGAAAUAAAACACUUGUGAGACAAUCGGCAUAAGUAAGUCAAAAUGUGGUGCAGAUAAAGUGUUGCGUCAUUUUUUUUAUAAUGUUGCAGGACAAAUUUGGACAUAUCCGAGAUUUGGACAAAUUAUUAAAAAAAUUCUUCAUGUUUUCACUAUAUUGAUCUUAAUAUCAGUAGAUACCUGACAAGAGUUUUACAGGAAAUUCAUGCAAGCUUAGUGAUCUGAAGUCCACCAUUUUAGUAAUUGUCACAAACAGUAUGUACAAAUGUGUUCAAGACAAGCAACCAUGACAAAAAGAUUCUGUAUUGAAAGCAAUGCAUUCGUUAUCUACAAAUGAGACUCGAGAGAUCCACCUUAUUUUUUUAUUGAUAGUUGAUAUUAAUAGUAUAUUGAUUGGUAAUUAAAGUGAGAUUGGAAAGGGAAAUGAAUAUUUCAAAAUAAAUGAAUUGCCAAAUUGAUAUUUGCAUGCUUUAAAAAUACCUCAUUGCACACUUGUGCCUGAACUAUAGUUAACCUACUAUAUAUGAAAGUGAAUGCAUCAAUUGAAAGAAAAAACAUUGUCAGAAAUAUUUAUUUGAUUUUCAAUAAAACUGGAAUAUAGAAAAUACAUUAUUACAUUUAAUCAAACAGAAAACAUAUUAUUCACACAAAAACACUCUUACACCUGUAAAUGUUUAUUCCGUUCUUUAACUAAAAGAUGUGACUACAAACAAUGUUUUAAUGGAAUUUGGAGCAAAUAUGAACAUUGAAAAUAUUGUAUUAUAAAUUCUAAAGAUCAAGAUUUGAAUCAUGCUGCAUGUAUAAUUGGACCGUGUUUUUUUCCUUUCUAUCAUCUUUAUAUUUUUUUUGAACACUUCAAAAAUAAGACAUAAAGUUCAGUCAACAUUAAUAACGUUAUUCAACACCUUAUCUAGUUAUAAAGGCAACAUAAGGUAUGACAUCAAUUUGAAUUUAGCAAUAAGAUAGAAAACAGCUACGGUAUAUAAGAAAUUGCAAUGUAUUGAGCAACUUUACACUAUUUUUUUAAAACCUGCAUAAUUUAUCUUAAAAGUUAAUGUGGAUGGUUAUCGCACUUAAGAAAAAGUUUCAUUGAGGAUAUGAACAACAUAUGAAUACAAUUAUACCAGAUCUCUAACAAAAUUGAACAAAUUCAUUCACAAAUGGUUAUUUUAAUGAAAGACAAUGUAAAGCAGCUGCUGUUUUUGUUAUCAAAGGAGUUUGAUAUUUUCAUAUCAUUGUGGGGGUAAUUAAUUUUGUAGCAUGUUCCCCAAUCUAUGUUCUUGCCUGAAAUUACAAUAAUCUUGUAAAUAUACAGUAUACAUGUAUUUCCAAGUGACAAGAUGUGAAGGACUUUUUACCUGUAUAAAAAAUAGUCUAAUGUUCAAAGUGUGUGUACAGAGAAAUGAACAAGAUACAACAAAUUUGUUCUAGUAUAUGUUUAUAUGUGAGAUGAAAUGUACAAUUUUGCAAACAAAUCAAAUAAAUUCAUUUGAUGCAGUCCUGUUUCUGAGAAA